AUGGCCUCACGUACACCGGACGGUCAGCCGAUUGACCCGGUCGAAAAUCGACGUCGUAUGGCUGCCGGCGAGCUUUACUACUCGUUUACUCCGGAGCUUAUCGCCGACAGGCAAAAAUGCCAGGUAGCUAGGGACAAGUAUAACGAGGUUUCCAAGGAAAAAGUAUCGCGUAGGGAGCUCGUUCAGCUUCUCAACGAGUAAGUAUUUGCAAAAAACCACUUUAUGGUUCAAUCCCUUCCUUGGUAUUAACAGGGGUCCUUCCUAUUGUUUGACCUGCUCCAAACCUAUCUCCCGCCCAGUUUAUUGCAAAAGCAAAUAGUAUCUAUGAUAUCUGAGAACAGUUUUAUUUGUUUAAUAGGUUGGCGGGUGAUUUGUCCCCACUACCGCUGGUGGCUGCCACGGCUGAA
Pyricularia oryzae 70-15 is the source of this 407-nucleotide messenger RNA. RefSeq names its product nodulation protein L. Gene Ontology annotation, molecular function: acetyltransferase activity. Lineage: Eukaryota; Fungi; Ascomycota; Sordariomycetes; Magnaporthales; Pyriculariaceae. The coding region runs from base 1 to 201 and encodes 66 amino acids. The record is from RefSeq and is a predicted model, not a curated record. The transcript has a single exon.